AAUUUUAAGAACUCUUCAAGUACAAUAUAAAAGCACAUGUUGUGAACUUCCUUUAACUGAUCUUUGCUCAUCAUAACGUCAGUGAAGUGACAGGAAUCCGUUGUGAAAGAGAACUGGAGAAAAUCAAUAUUUUCUAAUUUAUAUCAGCAUCCAGUAAUGCAUAAAAUAUUUGUAGUCUUCCUUAUCUGCACAGCCAAGUAUGCAUUAACUAUACGUAUUCAAAAUUUACCAUGUUUUACUGAUGAAUCACAAAAGGAUUUGGAAGAUGCAAGAAAAGAACUUACAACACUAGACAAUAACCUUGAAAAGACUGUGGAGAUACUGGCGGAUGAGUUUCAGAAAACUCUCAAUAUCAUGAAAAACCAAUUGGUGGCAAUGAAAACCAACGUUAGUAAAAUAGUUAAAAAUGUGGAAAGUGACCUUAUUGUUAUCAAGAAAGACUUGAAAGAAGGUCAGUGGACGAAGUAUCAAGGCCAUUGUUAUUACUUUUCUCCAAAGGGUGCCCCCUGGUAUGAAGCCGAGCGACUUUGCAGGGAUUUUGGUGGAUAUCUUGUAAAGAUUGAUAACUCAACUGAGAAUGAAUGGUUACAUUCAAAUAGACCAAAUAAAGGUAGCGGAUACUGGAUAGGUCUAACGGACUUAAUUGAGGGUGAAUGGCGAUGGAGUGUAGACCAGUCACUUGCUACCUUUAAAACUUGGUAUAGUGGUUAUGGUUCCAAGGGACAUGCUUCUAAUUGCGUUUCUUUCGAUGGCAGCACAAGUACAUGGUUUGACACUAGCUGCAAAACCGGCUAUCGCUAUAUCUGUGAGAGAAACUUUUGUUAUUGAACAGAUUUGGUCUGAUGUCCGAGGACAGAUGUAUAAGUUGCUGCUCAAAGAUGAAUUGUUUAAUUUGAACUUCAAAUAAAGAAUAUAGAUUAAAGA
This is a messenger RNA of Mytilus californianus (California mussel), 924 nucleotides long. Its product is annotated as perlucin-like protein. The transcript is spliced from 6 exons. The record is from RefSeq and is a predicted model, not a curated record. Bases 157 to 828 code for a protein of 223 amino acids. Gene Ontology annotation, molecular function: signaling receptor activity. Lineage: Eukaryota; Metazoa; Mollusca; Bivalvia; Mytilida; Mytilidae.